This is a messenger RNA of Amborella trichopoda, 4417 nucleotides long. RefSeq lists its product as uncharacterized. Gene Ontology annotation, cellular component: nucleus. The record is from RefSeq and is a predicted model, not a curated record. NCBI's taxonomy places the organism in Eukaryota, Viridiplantae, Streptophyta, Magnoliopsida, Amborellales, Amborellaceae. Gene Ontology annotation, biological process: regulation of transcription by RNA polymerase II; negative regulation of DNA-templated transcription. Gene Ontology annotation, molecular function: transcription corepressor activity; acyltransferase activity, transferring groups other than amino-acyl groups.
UAAUCCCUUUUAUAUCCCUUUAUGAACAGCCCUGUAACUGAUUUUACUCUUCUCUGCAGAUAACCGAACUCCGAUAUCGAUCAAACACUCUCCAGAUAACAGAACUCGCCGAUAUCGAUCAAACACUGAGCAGAUGCAGGUAGCCGAAGAGGGUGGGCUCCAGUUCUACUGAGCAGAUGCAGGUGGGCGAAGAUGGUGGGUUGCAGGUGGGCGAAGAGGGUGAGUUGCAGGUGGGCGAAGAGGGUGGGUUCUGAGAACUGAAGAACUGAAGAGGUGGGUUUCUCAGACCUGAAGAGGGUGGGUUUCUGAUAACUGGAGAGAGACUGAUAACAGGAGAGAGGCUGCUAACUGGAGAGAGGCAACCUUGUAACUGAUUCUUCUCUCCAGAUAACCGAACUCACGGAGCCGAUAUCGAUCAAACACUGAGCAGAUGCAGGUAGGCGAAGAGGGUGGGCUUCUGAGAACUGGAGAACAUGUUGAGGUGCGGCUCGUUGAUGAAGGGCUGAGAGGAUCAUGGCACCAUGGAACAAUCUUGGGUUUCUCAGAAUCAACAUGGUCUUGGUCUGUUGAAUACACCCACCAUAAAAAUUUAGACAACACAAACUUAGUUGAUUUGAUACCAAUAACACCAACAAUCUUGGGUUCUUCGAACCAAUAUAGAGGAAGGAUCAGACCCCCACCACCUCCUGUCUCUCAUCAAAGUUUGGUUCAUGGCCUUUGUGUGGAUGUCCUGUUCAAUGAUGUUUGGUGGGAAGGUGUGGUUAUAGAGAAUGUAGGAGAAGAUGGGUCUCUUGAGGAAACAGUGUUUUUCCCUGAUGAAGGAGACGAGCAAAGAGAUUGUCUUAGCAAUAUACGUAUAACUCAGGAUUGGGAUGAAUUCUCGGGGCAGUGGCGGAUUAGAGGACACUGGCCAUUGAUAGGAGUAGUAGAGAAUCUCCAAAAAAAGGGGUUGUUUCUCCCUCUGAAACGCCUCUGGUAUGAAGUGAGGAUGAAGAGUGAGUUUAUGCAGAGGAUUUUAGAAUGGAACAGUGGGCAGAUUUCUUUGUGGGAAAAGCUCAUAAAUGGCACCAUUCGAGAAGCUCAAUUUGCACUGUUAUCUAAUUCUGAUUGUUUGGCUUCUGAUUUCAAUCGGGCUAAAUGGGCAGCGAGAGAGCAGACUGAGAAACAUAAUCGAAUCUCAGUGGAUGAUGAAGUCAUGGGGACCAAUGCCUAUUCAUCUUUGUUUUCAAAUGGAUCAAAUUCAAGAGUUUAUAAUCCCCAACUUGCAUUUAAAACUGACAUCAUGGAAGAAGGGACUCUGAACCUUUCAACUUCCAUCAACUGUUUUUCUGAUGAUGGGAUACUUGGUGGAUCAUCUACUGGGACAAGGGGAUCUGAUCUUGAAAUGGAAGAUCUCUCAUUGCCCACAAAUUCUCUCAAAAAUAUCAAUGACAUCAAUUUGAAAUCAAGGCCUUCUUAUGGGCGGGAAUCUUGGGUUCUCAUCGAUAAGCACAAACAUUUAAAGGCAGUGUACUGUCCCCAAGCUAUAACAGAUUAUCUUCUUGAAUUCAAGAAGAGGCGUCUCGAUAAUGAUGAUAAGGCAAAGACUAAUAAAGAAAUGGUAACGAAGGCAAUGGAGCAUCUCAAAGCGGUGGGGUGGCAUUUUCUCUACAAGCAGAAGAACGAGAGGUUUGAAACAAGGUAUAUUUCACCAAUUGGGAAGAGCUACAAUUCACUCUAUACUGCUUGUGCAGCAUUAGAGAGAGAAGGCAUAGACAAGAUGCCCUACACCAAUGGAAUCUGCAAAAAUGAUUCUUCUUUUACUAAGAAAUCUAUGGAGCAACUUGAUUCCGAUUGCAUAGUAUUGGGGAGAGAAGGUAUAAACAAGGUGCAUAGGAAUGUGGAAAAAUGCAAGAGAUAUUCUUCUCUCAUUAACAAAUCUGUGGAGAUGAGGGAAACUAUACUUGGAGAGAAGGGAGAUAGAGUACCUGGACAUGGCCUUGAGCAUAGAGAGUGUUAUAUGGUAAAUCCUGCUCCUCCAACUUCUUCACUUUCUGUUUGUACUGAGAGAGCCUCUUGUCGUGGGAGAGAAGGACAAGAUGUUAUGGCCUCUCAGGCUACUGCCCAAAAGGUGUACAACACUAGGGGAAUUCGCAAGAGGUACACUAUUGAACACGUCUCUUGUGACGAGAUAAAAAGACAUGAUCUUUUUGGGUCUCCGGUUAUUACGAGAAAGUUGCGGAGCAUUAGGAGAAGCUUCAAGAGGAACACUUGGCAUUCAUUGUUUACUAAAAUUGGUGAGAGAGACAUACAAGAUCUUUUGUCCUUUUCUACUACCAGAAAGGUGCGUAGCACUAGAGGAAGCAGCAAGAGGGAUAUUUCCUUUGCUAAUAAAUCUAUGGAGGCAUGGGACGGUAGAGUUGGUGAUGAGGAGAGAGAGGAAGUAACUGGGCAUGUCCUUGUUGAUAGAGAGGUUGAUGUAGUAAAGUUUUCUGCUUCACCAUCCUCUUUGCAUUCAUCUUGUACUGAGAGGGCUUCUCCUGGUGAGAGACAAGGACAAUAUCAAUUCGCCUUUAUGGCUGCCACCAUAGAAAAUAAAGGAGAAGAAAAUGAGGUUUCUGAUGUCUCACUUCAAUGUAAGAAUGGCUUGGGACUCUGCAAGACACCCAGGAAUGAGUUAUCUGUGUCUCAUACUCCCUCUAUUCAAACUGUUUUGUCUUGGAUGAUCAAUAACCGUUUGAUAUCACUAAAUGAAGAAUUAUAUUAUCAAUUGGACAGUGAGGAUGAUUCCCUUAUAAGAAAGGGGAAAGUACGUCCAGAAGGAAUUAUGUGUGACUGUUGCCACAAGAUCUAUACUAUUGCUGAUUUUGAGGCCCAUGUUAAGACCCCAUCAACCAAGAUUUCCUUAGUGAACGGAACAUCACUUUAUCAGUGCCAAAAGAAAAUGUUGGGUAGAAGUAUGCUAAAAGGCUUAAUACAAACAUCUUGUGAGAGAAAGAAGAGAGAAUAUGGCCAUUACAAGACUGAUAAGAUAUGCUCUGUCUGCCACCAUGGAGAAACUUUAGUGACAUGCCAUCGUUGCUCAUCUGCAUAUCAUUUGGAUUGCCUGGAUCAAAAGGAUUCGACUGGAGGAAAAUGGUUUUGCCCCUCUUGCUGUUGUGCCAAAUGUGGGAGGGGUGAAUUCAAUGAUGACAACAAUCACUUCACAGAGACUGCAGCUUUGUGCUGUGAGCAGUGCGAGCGUCAAUAUCAUGCUGGUUGCUGGAAUGAAAUGGGGCUCCUGAAAUUGCAAAUUUAUUCAGGGGGAAAUUGGUUUUGUAGCAUAAAUUGUUCCAAGAUUCAUGCACAGUUACGUGGCCUUCUAGGUAAACCGAAUUCAAUAGGUGCUCAAGGUCUAAGGUGGACUCUUCUUAGAGGAAGGAACAAUGACAGUAAUGAUCCCAAUCAAUCAGACACUGCAGAUAUGGCUGCAUAUCAUUGCAAACUAUGUGUCGCAUGUGAUGUACUUCAUGAAUGUUUUGUACCUAUCAUUGAUUCUCACACGAACGGAGAUCUUUUUGUGGACCUCCUUUCUAAUGAAAGGUCAGGACUAAAAUGGCUGGACUUUUGGGGUUUCUAUACCAUGAUUUUGGAAAGAGGGGAUGAAAUAAUAUCUGUGGCAACAAUCAGGAUUCAUGGAGAAAGCGUCGCAGAAAUGUCUUUGGUUGGAACAUGUGUUAAAUUUAGAAGACAAGGCAUGUGUCGAAUUCUUCUGGAUGAGCUUGAAAAGAUGCUUUCUGCACUUGGAGUGGAAGUUUUGACCCUGCCCUCAAUUCUCCAGCUAACAGAAAUGUGGAAGACUUGUUUUGGGUUCAAAGAGGUAGGCCAUUUGGAAAGAGCCAAGUUUUUAGGGUUCACCUUUCUGAAUUUCCAACAGACAACGAUGUGUUGGAAGAGCCUGAAGUAGGAACAAGACCUUGGUUUCUAUAUUAUUUUUUGAGCUCGUACGGCAUGCUUUAGCAAGAGCUCACAACACAUUUGCUUCCUUAGGCACAAGAGCCACUUAGGAAGAUUUUUUCUAUGAAAAAUUUCGGUAUCCAUUUUAGGAUACCAAAUAAUUAUUUUUUCCAAAAAACAGAGGAUUUUUGGUUUCCUAAGACACUUGGUCUAACUGUCCAAAAAUAGGACUCUCUGUUCAGUCUUAGGGCGUUAUUUUUUCAGGCACAUACAAAGUGUGCUUUGUUUUCUUUUACUGACUUCUUGAGGUUGUGGCUACCUUUAGGAGGUUGCAUUCCCAAAAUUUGGGGUCCUACAAAUACCCUUAGAUGGGGUUUUACUUGAGGGAGUGACUAGAGGAUAUGCUACUUUCGGGAAUAUAAUCUUGACUCUUUCUUUCUAUUUUAAAAACACAGUUUGUAUAUAAUUAAUGUUAUUAUCAUUGUUGCAAGAUUUUUUGCUA